AUGAAAGUUUACUGUAUUAGCCUUAUUCUUCUAUUUUUCUCAUUGUUGGGAAUAAUUUCAUCUCAAUCUGAAACGAUUAAUGAUGAACAACAACUUAUCAAUGAAGGACGAAUAUUACCAGCUUUAGUAACAAUUGUACCUCGACUUGUAGCUGCUUUAGGACCACGGGUUUAUCUAUUCGUUACAUGUAUGGGUGCAGAUUUUACAUUACAAUGUGGCCAAAAAAUGCUUGAUUGUUCCACACGUGGAAAGGCUCCUUGGGAUUGUAUUGGUGGUCUUACAUGCAGUGGUAAAUCAGCUUUAAAAUGUGCCAGAACAGCUGGUUAA
Messenger RNA from Rotaria sordida, 327 nucleotides. The record is from the annotation of a GenBank genome assembly. NCBI's taxonomy places the organism in Eukaryota, Metazoa, Rotifera, Eurotatoria, Philodinida, Philodinidae.